Messenger RNA from Drosophila sulfurigaster albostrigata, 5286 nucleotides. RefSeq names its product mediator of RNA polymerase II transcription subunit 15. Lineage: Eukaryota; Metazoa; Arthropoda; Insecta; Diptera; Drosophilidae. The coding region runs from base 4493 to 5209 and encodes 238 amino acids. The transcript is spliced from 2 exons. The record is from RefSeq and is a predicted model, not a curated record.
AAAAGACUUUUUGGAAAAUGAUUUUGUUUAAGAAAAUGCCUUGAACUAUGUUUCUAAAUUACAUAUUUAAAGUCCGUAUUUAUUUGACGCUUUAUUGCAUUGAAGAUUUCUUGUUAAUUUAUUUAGAGUUACUAGUUUGAGGCUAUAAAUAGGGGCAAUCGCUCGUAAAUAGGCAAACGACCAUGUGAAGCAAGCUUAUUGAAGGAUACUUUUGCUCGAGGGGAGUGUUGCCCCAAAAAGGCGCGUAAAAGUUUUCGUUUGCCGGAAAUGUUUAUUAACUAUAAAUUGCGCAACGCAACGGCAACGGCAACGGCAAAGGCAUCACAUAGGAAGGAAGGAAAUGAGCAAACAUCGGACGCACCCGCAAAAACAAAUAAAAAUUGCGGCCUACACAAAACGCUUGUUUCGCAGGAGAGGAGGCCAAAAUGGGCAAGUUACGAGCAUUUCUUGUAUGUUACGUAGUAUGGUAGGCAGCCUGGGUCUUCAUAAAUCAUUUGGCUGCGGGCAUAUGAUAAAUUGUCAUACUAAUUGUUUUUAGCGUUCAGGACAGACAGGCAGGCAGUCAGUAAGAGGGCGGGCAACGUCUUUGGGUCGGGCUUUGCUUUUACGUCAAUGUCUUUGCGAUUGGCAGGCGUUGGCGUUGAGAAUGACGAUGAUGUUGGUCUGUCAAUGAAGCCUGAGGCUGGCAUAAUUUUAGGCUCAUGCUUUAAAAUGCCAAUGAAUAGUAAAAUGGAAAACAAAACGAUUUUGCCACUCAUUUACUUGGCCUGUCAAUUUUGCAUAUCAUUUCGGGUUUAGCCCAUUAAAUGGCAAUUUCAGCUUUACUAAGUAUACUUAAGUGGAUGGUUUCGUAAACCAACAUUUUCUGGGCCCGGUUGCAAUACGUAAUUGGCGUAUGUAACUGCUUCAUCAAUCAUAUUUAGGUGAGAAGAAGAAGCUCGUCCACUGGCCAUCACACACUGCGUAUGCGCAAUUAAACUGAUGGGUAAACUUUAAUAGCAAAGAUUAUUACUUAUAACAAGUUGGUAGUGGUUUAAGUAUAAGUAUAUGUAUGUGUGUGAGUGUAUUGUCGUUGUCGUUGGCGUUGUCGCUGUCGUCGCAAACAUGCAAAUAAGUUGGCAACAAGUAACAAGUUUUUGAUUUAUGACACGUUAAUAAUGACAGCUAACUUGGCCCGGGUCAGUUUGGGGCGUUCAGCAGCAGUUGCCAGUCGGCAGUCGGCAGUCGGCAGUUGGCAGUCGACAGUUGGCAGUCGUCAGCAGCAACAGCAACAGCAGCAGCAGGCAACAGGUUUGUUGCCAUAUUUCUUAUGCGCUGCUGUUCGUUAUUUGCCGCUUGCUUUUUAACAACUUUUUCUCUGUCCAAACGCGGGGUUAUCGGGGCUCGUCUUCGGACAUGACAUCUUCGGCGAGCCAAAGUAUUUGACACUUUAAUGAACUGCCCGGGGUCGCGUGUGUCGCAGUCAGAGUCACAGUCACAGUCACAGACAAAGUCUCAGUCGCAGUCGUCGUUGUCGUUGUCGUUGUCGUCGAUGUUGAUGUCACAGUAACGACGACGCGAACUCUUCAUUAAAAUUAAUGCGUAUUUUUGGUCAGUUUUUGCCAAUGCUAAAAUUGGGCUAACGCACUUUGACCUGCGCCAGACACAAAUGUCAAUUGCUGGUCAUUUGGUAAUUUGUUGAUAAUUGCGUUUUAAUUGAGCCGCGAUAAGUGGCCAAGAGAGCAGCCACAUCUCUAAACAAUUUGUGGCCAACUAUUCAACUACAAUUGUUUUAGGCCACUUGCCAGCCAAACUGAUAAUGCAUGACAGUGUUUGCAUAUGAAUGUGUGUGUAAGUGGAUGGGAGUGAGCGAGCGUGCGAGUGUUUGAGUGUGUGUUUGUAAUUAUGGUGGCAAUGUUAACCUUUGGUCGUAAAGCAUACGCUUAAUACCGAUAAUGGUUUAUGUGCUUAGUCGCUGUAAUUGCCAUGAUUAGCUAGUAUAUAUACUACACAUGUAUCUAUGGCUGUUCUCUAUCUCCUGCUCCCUCUCUUUAACCCUCCUCUCUCUCUCUCUUUGUCUGUUGCUGUUGAUGUCAUGAUUUAUAGGGCAGUCGAACAACGCUGAACGCGUGGCUUCGAAAAUUUUAAUUAACACCGCACACGCUGCUAUCAAUUACCCAGUCCACUCCAGAUUUGGAAUUCGUAUCGAUAGACACUGAAUUUCCACAGCCCAAUAUGCGUAGCCUAAGGAAAAUCUUAUAAUUUACUUUAACGCUCUCGUCUAUUUCGUGGCAACUUUUGACUCUCUGACACAUUUCUGUAUGUCAAGGUAUAUCAUUUUCAUCAGCACAUUGGUAACAUCGAGAAAUAUGCCUGGCAAAUAAAUUCAAAUACUUUUCAUUGGCAAGGGUAUUGAUGCUUCGACAUCUUGGCAGAUAACUGGCUUUUUUGUUGCUAUUUGUUAUUGUUUUAGCUUAGUUUUGUUUGCGUUUGCGUUUUGGCCAAAAAGAUAAACAAGCAACUGGAAUGAGAAAAGAGAGACGAGAGAAGAGAGAAAAACAAGCGCACCUGGCAACGUGACCCUAGGCCAUGUUAUUUAACUUUGGACACGCAGCUUUUGGCGGGUGUCCAUAUCCAAUGGCAUGACAGGUGCCUCAGCAACAGUCCCCAAAAAACUUUCUGGGUCUAUCAGACAGCCAUCUCUCUCAAAGCUUUGUUGCGUCUCUUUCUCUUUGUAUUUGGCGAUUUGCUAUUUGCUGCCUCCCCUCGAAACAAAAGUGAUUAAAUUAAGCGAUGUUGCGCCUCGAGGCUGUGACAAAAUUUUCUUAUAUUGUAUUUUAACAAAUUGUAAGUAUUUAUAAAUGGAAAUGCUGCCCUCCAGUGGCCAGUGGCGAUGGCUAAUGGCUGCCGUGUACACACAAUGCCCUACAAAACGAACACACGCCGUCGCAUAGUGGUGCACAGAAAAAGGUCAAAGUUGAAGGCUGGCGAUAGUAAAAGUAUUCAAAUAUAUGAUUAAUAUUUAAUAAUUAUAAAUAAUAGUUCGAAAUAUAUAUUUAAAUAGUAAUUAAAUUAAAUAUUAACUGUUUAUAACUGUUUAUAAUUGUAUCACAAAUUGAGUCUAUUCGUACCACUGUGCUUGGUUGGCUGCUGUGUCUAUGCUGAUGCAUGGCAUCUCAUUAUGUGCAUAAAUAGGCAUUGUGAGUGGACCUGGUUUAGCCUGUUGCUGGUCGCUGUUGUUUGCCCAGGACAAUGAUAGAAUUGUUUGCUUAGUUGCGUCUAUAAAUCUGAGCAGGCAACAUUCUCGAAUCUGGGUCUUCUGCCUCGGCUUGUUUAUGAUGAAUUUGAAUUGACAGCUAAGUAGCAAUUUGUCUGUGGACUGCCUGAAUCAUUAUCAAUUAGAGCGCAUCGUCUAUGCCACUAUAACAUAAACAUACUUACACACGCACACACAGAAUUGCUCACAUACUCACAUGUAGACGUAAUCAGAUUUAUGUGCGGCAAUCAAGACAAUUACCUAGCAAAAGCCUGGAAACAAUAUUAGGCAUCAGGCAGAGAGCGGAGAGCAGAGAGCGGAGAACAGAGAACAGAGAGCGUGCUCAUUCGUAUUUGCUGUUAAAUAUUAUUUAUGCAGAAGUAGUGUUUGUGUAUUGCAUGUCUCCAAGGAGCCAUUUAUGCCUAAUUUAAGCGCAUUUGUUGCCAAGACAAUGUGCCAAUUUGUUGCUCUUAGCCAGUUGGGCUUGUUGUCUUGACCAGCCAACGAGCAGCGUAUCUAGCUGGUUUGUUUAUGUUGGCACUUUGCCUUAAAUACUUAAAUAGUUACAAGUGUUUGCCGUACGAAAUGCCAAAUUCAAAAUCAAACUAUCAAACAACAAAGAAAUGCAAUAUCAAAAUCAUUUUGCCGACUUGUUGGCUGGCUGGUUCGUUGGCUGCCUGUUGACUAAUUAAUUAAUUAUGCAUAUUUCCGCAUAGUUUUGGUGGCACACAGUCGCUUUGUAGUUUAACCGCCGAAACACGAGUAGUUUUUUUGGCCGAGUUGGAGUUUAUGUAACAGCGCAGCAACCAACGCCCCACUGGGGCAGCCUCGAGGCGCAGUGUUAACGCUUAAAUGCUCAUUUAUCUUUGAUUAACUGCGGCUUGUUGUAUAGUGUUUGUUGUCUUCUCUCCUAACAUGUGUUGUCUUUUGCUGUCUUGUGUUGUGUUGAGUUGUGUUGUGUUCGACAUCUUCGUUGUUUUGAUUGCAACAGUCUGAAAUCGAGCAUGAAAUCAAAAUGGGAACUGAAAUUGAAACCAAAACAGAAACACAAACCGAAACCGAAACCGAAUCUUCAGCUAAGCGUUCGCAUCAUUUAUCAUAGUUACAAUUUACGAAUUUUCACUAUUUCGCUAUUUUUUUGGUCCAGCGAAAUUAAAUGAGCGUAUAAAAAUCAGCAAACCCUCAACACUGCACGCCAGUUUGCAACUUCGAGUAGCACGCAACAGAUCCACACUGCAACAAAACUAAUUUAAGCUCAUGAUGCGUGGAUUUCUGUUACUUUUGUUGGUAGCUGCUGCAAGCGCAGCAAAGUUGGGUUAUAAUUAUCAGACGGCUGGCGUCGACCGUCGUUUUGCUGGACUAAUUGAUAAUGAGGCAACGGGAUUCAGCAGAGAGGGACAUCAACAGAAGCAACUGCAGCAACAACAACAACAGCAGCAACAACAGCAGCAGCAACAACAGCAGCUGAUUGGCGAUGAGUUCAACAAAGAAUUCUUUACGUAUAGCGCACCUGAAGAAGAGUUCGCCGAUCGCGAGGCCACGCAGAACAUUGCCCAGAUGCUGAAGCGUAAGCUUCGCGUGCUCUUCAUCAAGUCACCCGAGCAACAAGGUCUCACAAAUGCCGCACUCCAGCUGGCCAAGCAGUCGAGUGAGCAACGCACCGCCAUCUAUGUGCUCACCAAGCAGGCGGAUGUCGGUGAGCUGGCUCAGAGGCUACAGACCGAGAACCAGAGUAACACACACAAGCCCGAGGUGCACUUUGUCAAGUAUCGCACACCCGAGGAUGCUGUGCGUGCCCAGCAGCUUAUCCAGCAACAGUUCGAUGCUCUGGGCGGCAGUUCACGCAGUUCGGACGAGGGCGUGGCACCAGUGCUGGACUUUAGCUCAGCUCCAGUCGCAGCAGAGGUGGGCCAAGCCCAGUCUCAGACCCCAUCUAAGGUUCUCUCUGGUCCCAAAUACUUGCCUGCAGCGUAGGCACAUUUACUCUAAUUGUAGAGAACAUAGCAUAAAAAGAUAGCCUCAUAGUUCGUAUUCUGUGCAACUCGUAUUAA